AUGCCUGCCGCUAUAGCAGAUCACACUGGUGUUAAGUAUGAUCACAGCUCUUAUUCCUCCAAGGUCCCAAAUCAUCACUACAAACCCUAUCCAACUAGUGCUGCCGUGGAUCGGUCCAGAACCACGAGGCUCAUUGACAAGUGUGAGCGUUGUGCUCGUAAUGACCAUGUCCUCACCCAGAUCCUUAUCAUACCAACACCCUACGAUGCUAUUACGAUCCUCCACCGGCUGUUUGUCCACCGGCUGUCUGAUUUGCUUGCACAUAAAAUGUGCAAGCCUCAGCAGGAUGCCAAGGACAUCAUCUUCUACCACGAUCCUGAUGAUUCUGUCCCCCUUGACACCACAUUGUCUGCCCCCCAGCCAUCAUCAUCUACUAAUCCUCCUCAAGAUGCCUUCUCUAUGCUACUGAAUACUGGGCGCAAACCAACACCAGUUACAGCUGGUGCUCGACAAUCCAUUCAGACCUCUAAGCCAUCUGCUCACCUCCGGGAUGCUGAAAACAUUUAUUCAACCUCGACCUCCACCAGCUCAACAAACCGCAAACGUGCAUUGUCUAGCGCUACUGAACUUCAACUUCAACCGGCUCACAAAAAGGUUUUUUCAUGUCUAUUAUCAGAUGAGGAUAGCCUUGAUGACAACGACACUGGUCAUGACACUGAUCCUUUGGAGGACCAGCCCGAAGCCGAAGCUGAAGUCGAAGCUGAAACCAAACCUGAGGAUGCCAUCCAAGCCACUUUGCCAAAGACUGAACGUACCGCUGACAUUUGCACUGUCUUCACCCGCCAUGAAACACACUGGGGACGCUGGUGA
This is a messenger RNA of Suillus fuscotomentosus, 810 nucleotides long. RefSeq lists its product as uncharacterized. NCBI's taxonomy places the organism in Eukaryota, Fungi, Basidiomycota, Agaricomycetes, Boletales, Suillaceae. The coding region runs from base 1 to 810 and encodes 269 amino acids. The transcript has 5 exons. The record is from RefSeq and is a predicted model, not a curated record.